GCUCGUGUUUUCCAUGCGUUCGAUGCACGUUUUAGGUCGGUGAUGACGUCUCUGCGGCUCCCCCCCUCUCCCUCUCUCUCGCUUCCGUGUAAAAUGGCUCCGUGGCUGCUGGCCGGGGAGUUGGUUUUGUACGCGGCGUGUUUUAUCUGCGGGAUCAUCACGGCCGCUUCGGUAACCAUAACGCAGGGGGAGUUCGCCGGGCGGUGCAUGCUGUAUGGGGCUGCCAGCUACAACGCGACCUCCACGGAGUUCUCCGUGUCCUCUUCCAGCAGCGCCUCUCUCUGCUACUUCGUCUCUGCCAUCUCCGUCCUGAUCUCCAUCUACUGCUUCUCUGUGGUGCUGUACUGGAUCUACGCCAGCUGUGUCGAUGAGGUCCAACGGGGCUCCGUGUGGAUGUCAGUCUCUCUCGCCAUCGCUGCCACGUUCCUGUUUUUCCUGCUCGUCUCAGGCUGCAUCCUGAACAUCGGCCUAAGCAGUCUGUGUCAGUCCGUCACUAAGGCUGAUGCUGUAAAGAGCUGUCAGGCAGCUCAGUCCGCGACGUGGAGAGAAUCUCACAAGUCAUCUCCGUUCUACACCAGCCUCCACAAUGCACAGGUCUCUGCCUGGGUGAAUUUCUUUUUCUGGGUCGUGGCUCUGGUUCUGCUGAUCAUCCAGAAGAAGCGAGGGACGCAGUUCACACAGCUGACCGGCACAGGGGACCCUGAGACUGACCCCAUCUUCCACAGACCCCAGUGAGGGAGAGAGGAGUGGGGGUGGGGGCCGGAGCCAACCAGGCUUCCGAGGGAGGGGUGGAGGGGGGUGGGGUGGAGGGGACAGAGUUGCACCCUGAGUGUUCAGGAAAGGUUUACUAAGCUGUUGCUCGGAUGUGGAGUUUGAUCUGCAGUUUAACCGCAGAGGGGUCCUCGUAAUCGCGUAAGAACGCACGCACACAGCUCGUGAAAGGUUACAAGUGUUAGCAAAACGUUUCGAGUUUAUCGCAUUGUACCCACGUGUGAUGCGAGACCUCUAAUAUAUAGGAGUCUAAGAGUGUGUGACAGAUGUUGGAGAUCAAAGUCGAGCCAGUUUAUCAGUACGGACGGACAGACAGACAGACAGACAGACAGACGUGAUCGUUGUGCGAGGGUCCCUCCCAAAUUUUUCAAGCAAACUUUUCACUGGAGCAAAACGCUUUGUAAACGUAACCUUGUGGCUGUUUUUGCCUUGCCUGUGCUUGCCAAUAAACACAGCAAUCUAACACAUGUCACUUCUACCAAAUUAAUGGAGCAGGCCACCUGUUUAUUUAUUUUUUUUUUUUUAAAUACACUUUAUUGAAGACUCCUUUUGCAUAGCAGUUUCCUCCUUUCACAGGUUUUUACUAUCAGCUUGAUUAUCCGCAGUGUGUAUCGGUCACAAGCUCAGGUUUGUGUCACAUUGGGUCUGGUAGUCAAAGCAGGACUGGAUCAAACUGCUAUGCAACAGGAGUCUUAUUCCCAUCCCUGCACUGCAACCCCCCCUGAAUCUGCUUAUCAGUUAGGGCAGUGCCAAGCCUGGACCCUCCCCCGUUUCCAUUCCAACCGAGCUCUCAAUUACUUAACUAGACCCUUAAUUGAAAAGAUAAUUUGCUUAAUUAGACCUUUUUUUUAAUGGUUUUCAGC
Molecule: messenger RNA, 1634 nt
Organism: Acipenser ruthenus (sterlet)
Lineage: Eukaryota; Metazoa; Chordata; Actinopteri; Acipenseriformes; Acipenseridae
Product: transmembrane protein 179B
Exons: 5
Coding region: 43-735 (230 amino acids)
Source: RefSeq, a predicted model, not a curated record